Acinonyx jubatus (cheetah) is the source of this 5271-nucleotide messenger RNA. RefSeq names its product G protein-coupled receptor 171 (gene GPR171). The transcript has 2 exons. Gene Ontology annotation, biological process: G protein-coupled receptor signaling pathway. The record is from RefSeq and is a predicted model, not a curated record. NCBI's taxonomy places the organism in Eukaryota, Metazoa, Chordata, Mammalia, Carnivora, Felidae. Gene Ontology annotation, molecular function: G protein-coupled purinergic nucleotide receptor activity. Bases 2405 to 3364 code for a protein of 319 amino acids. Gene Ontology annotation, cellular component: membrane.
GAGAGAAUUCCAAGCAGGCUCCAUGCUGUCAGAGUCCAAUGUGGGGCUCAAUCUCACAAACCAUAAGAUCAUGACCUGAGCCAAAAUCAAGAGUUGGAUGCCCAACUGACUGAGCCUCCCGGGCACCUCUGUUGUUUUACUUUUAAAUGGAGGUUUCAGAGAAUGGGCUUAUUUGGACUUUUUAGCCACUGUACUUAUUUGCUAUUUUUAAGAAGUUGUGUAUCGGUUUUUUUCUGCUAAAACACAAAAUCUUCUGGUCUUUGAAACAAAAGGCAGGCGUUUACUAUGUAUGAGGAGCAUGCACACCAGAAUCAGCACUAGAGAGAUGUAACUAUGGCACUAAGAGCAUUAAUUUCGACCAGGUCAGAGGGAGUAAACGAAGCCUAAAUGGUUUAACUUGCACUUAUCAACCUCCAAUUGUUCCAGGAGGAGGAACAAUUCCCUCCAGGAAUGGAGGGAAUACGUCAUGAUUUCAGCAUUAUCAGUGUCAAUCACAAUGGUCCUAAGAACAUGUCCUACACUUUUCAAACCCUACAAUGAAAGAAAAAAGAAAACACUCAAGUAUGAUAGAUGUUUUCAUGCUAACAUAACUGAGCUUCUCCUUGAAAAUUUUGUAACCAAUGAUCAUAUAUUCUUGUUCUAGAAGCCUUUAAAAUACAUCCAUGGUCUAAUUUCUCAAAAACACUGACAGGCGGGGCGCCUGGAUGGCUUAAUAGGUUAACCAUCUGACUUCUGUUGAGGUCAUAUCUCACAGUCCAUGAGUUCGAGCCCUAUAUCAGGCUCUAUGCUGACAGCUCAGAGCCUGGAGCCUGGAGCCUGCUUCUGAUUCUGUGUCUCCCUCUCUCUCUGCCUCUCCCCCGCUCAUGCUCUGUCUCUGUCUCAAGAAUAAACAAACAUUAAAAAUAAUUUUUUAAAAAAAGCACUGACACAGAAACAUCCAUCCAAGCACAGUUUAAUAGAACUAGGACACAAACCCGAAAGAUACUUUAGAAUGAUCUAGUACCUGCAUUACAAAAGCAAAAAUAAACAGGAGAAAUUAAUUUUAAUAACGUACUUAACCUAAUACAUCAAAAAUACCAUUUCAACAUAUGCUGAAUAUAAAAAUAUUGAGAUUUUAUUAACUGUACUAUUUGUAUACAAUAGUGAAAUUUUACUACUUGUAAUGUUUUUUAUAGUAUCUCCUAAAACAUCUUUAAAACCCAGUGUGUAUUUUGCAUUCACAGCACAUGUCAAUCUGAAAUGGCCACGUUUCAAGUGCUCAAUAGUCCCAUGUGGCUACAUAGUGGACAUCACAAAGUCUAUGUCAUUAGGAAACUGAGUGAGGGAAAAGGAAGGAAUAAGCAUCAAGACCAGACUCUAACCCUUCAACUCUUUCUGCUAAAAAGAAAAAUGAAAUGCAAUUUUGACUGUGAAAAUGUUCUAGUAGAUGACACAACGAAGGGCCUACUUUCAAAGUAACUCCCUCUAAAUUUCAGUACAAUUUUCUGUCACCCAUUACUUCCCCUCUCAGCCUACAUUCCUCCAGCAUGAAGAGCUCUUGUCAAUUUACGAAAAAAGCAGGCCAGGAAGCUCAGUGAAACCUCUCCAGGCUUAGCCACAACCGAACAAUGUUACCUUCAUUUCCUUUCUUUGUUUCUCAGAAUUUCAGUUCACUUACCUCCUCUGCAAACUAACUUCCAACACAACUGGUAGCAAAAGAACUACCGGAAUACAAAAGUGUGAUGUCAAAAUAUCCCUUCUAGGGGCGCCUGACCGGCUUGAUUGGUAAAGUGAACUCUUGAUCUCAGGGUUGUGAGUUUGAGCCCCAUGUUGGGUGUCGAAGUUACUCAAAAAUAAAAUCUUAAGGGAUGCCUGGGCAGCUCAGUCAGUUAAGAGACCGAGUCUGUAUUUCGGCUCAGGUCAUGAUCUCGCAGUUCAUGAGUUGUAGCCCACCACCCCCACCUCACAGGGCUCCAUACUGACAACGCAGAGCCUGCUUGGGAUUCUCUCUUUAUCCCUCUCUCUGCCCCUCCCUUGCUUGUGCUCCCAGUCACUCACGCUCGCUUGCUUUCUGAAAAUAAACUUAAAUCAUUAGUCUCUUUAUGAAAAUAAAUAAAAAUAACUUCUUAACAAAAAUCCCUUCUAGAAGCAAACAUACAUGGGAAUUCCAAAAUCAUGCAAUCACACCAGGGAAAACCCAGGCUUCCUCGUAAUCUCAGACGUUCCCACCAGUCCACACAAUCUAGUAAGUUCACCAAUAAAAUUUCCUAUAAGAAUUAGAAAAAUUGUAACCUAGCAUUGUGAAUAUAGAUGUUUUAACAGAAAAUAGUCGCUAAUUUUAAUUACUAACGUCCCUACCAUUUUUUUAAACAGAUUCUUCGGAUUUUUUUUUUUUUUUGAAGAGUCAUCCUUCCUUUCCCUCAAGAUGACAAACAGUUCUCUCUUCUGCCCAGUUUACACAGGUCUGGAGCCGUUCACAUAUUUUUUUUAUUUAGUUUUUCUUGUUGGAAUUAUCGGAAGUGGUUUUGCAACCUGGGCUUUCAUACAGAACAACACAAAUCACAGGUGUGUAAGCAUAUACUUAAUUAACUUGCUUACAGCUGAUUUCCUGCUCACUCUGGCAUUACCAGUGAAAAUUGUUGUUGACUUGGGUGUGGCACCCUGGAAGCUGAAGAUAUUUCACUGCCAAGUGACAGCCUGCCUCAUCUACAUUAAUAUGUACUUAUCAAUUAUCUUCUUAGCAUUUGUCAGUAUUGAUCGUUGUCUUCAGUUGACGUACAGCUCUAAGAUUUAUCGGAUACAAGAACCUGGAUUUGCCAAAAUGAUAUCGACCGUGGUGUGGCUAAUGGUCCUUCUUAUAAUGGUGCCCAACAUGAUAAUUCCCAUCAAAGACAUCGAGGAGAAGCCAAAUGUGGGAUGCAUGGAAUUCAAAAAGGAGUUUGGAAGAAACUGGCAUUUGCUGACCAAUUUCAUAUGUGUAGCAAUAUUUUUAAAUUUCUCAGCCAUCAUUUUAAUAUCUAACUGUCUUGUAAUUCGACAACUCUACAGAAACAAAGAUAAUGAAAAUUAUCUAUAUGUGAAAAGGGCCCUCAUCAACAUACUUUUAGUGACUACAGGCUACAUCAUAUGCUUUGUUCCGUAUCACAUUGUCCGAAUCCCAUACACCCUCAGCCAGACAGAAGUAAUAUCUGACUGCCCAACCAGGAUUUCACUCUUCAAAGCCAAAGAGGCCACGCUGCUCCUGGCAGUGUCGAACCUGUGUUUUGAUCCUAUCCUGUACUACCAUCUCUCAAAAGCAUUCCGCCUAAAAGUCACCAAGACUUUUGUUUCACAUAAGGAGACCAAGACUCCAAAAGAAAAAUCAAGUGGUGAGAGCAGUGCAUAAAAUAUGGGAUAUUUCAUGCUAUCACUUCCUGUCUCAGUGACAGUAAGUACUGGGAAAGAGAAAAGAUAGCCUAAGUAAAAGACAGCUACCAUAUGUGGCCUGCUUUACUCAGAAACUGUUUCUAAAUGUAAAUCGAGCAGCACCCUUGUGGUGCUUAAACCACGUUCAUACAAAAACAAAACAAAAAACCUAAAAAGUACUGCUGAACCAACACAACACCUUGCAUUAUCCUUGAAACCUAAAGAAGUUUUAUGACACAGACUCAGAGUCAUUCAUGAAGUAUCUAUUUGAAUAUUGGGAACUGACUUCUUGAUAGAAAUAUGCAAAAUGAUCUCCAUGUAAGAUGCCAGAAAGCCCUUUGGCAACACGAUUUAAAACCAUUUAGAUCAUACUAAAUAAAAUCCAGCUUCUUUACAUGAAACCACUUGUCCUGAUUUAUUUUUAGUCAUCAUCUAGCUCACUACUCCAAUUUUUAAGAUCUAAUGGUUUUUCUAAAACAAUAACUAAAACUGUUUAUUUCGAAAAAGGCUUGAAAAUACAUGGAUAGUUUUCAAUGUACUAUAUAUACUCAUAUUCUCAUAGAUUAUAAAGAUUUUCUAAUGUUAGCGAUGACAACUUCAGUGACUUCUUAUUUUCAUUUUGUAGUAACAUGAAAUAUUACCCUAUAACAUUUCCAAGCACGGUAUUAAACUAUACUAACUGCUGAAACUACUGUUUUGGAACUAGAAACUCACAUCAAAGGUACGGAAAAACAGCACUAGUCAAAUGGCCUUAAAAUAGACAUGCCAGAUCCACAUAGCAAGGCCUUCUUACGAACACAACACGUGCUGGGCUGACUGGUGCCAUGUCUGAGACUGACCCCACGUGGGGCCAACAGUUUAAAGAAUGGGUGACUCUAGCUCUCAGGGUCACAAUCCUUAGAUCAAAUUCUCUAGACUACAAGUAAUGCAGAAAGAAUUCAAUAGAUGGUAUUAAAUAAAAGAUUUAGGAAAAAGAAGAUUGAAAAGUUUAGAUAACCAGACUUGAGACUAUGUGGGGGUUUUUUCUCAUUUCAAGAGCAAAAGCCCAACUUUUACAACAAUUACAACAAUUGCUAAUACAUUUGUACUAGCUGAGGUGAUUAAUAAAUGGUGUUCCUGGCAGCACUCUCGAGAGACAGAGAGCUCGCCCACUCUCACAUCUCAAAAGUGUACUUUCGCUUUAAUAAACUUUCCCAUUUAUGUUAAAAACAAAAACAAAAAAAGAAAGAAAGAAAUGGUGUUCCUGGAAGCUAACAAAACAGGUUUCAUUCCGGGGCUAUUUUUAGUACCGCAUUGAGAGGAAUUAUUUUCUGAAGCUUGAACCCAAGACAAUUCCUGUGUACAAUUUCAGUAUUCCCGGAUUUUGAAGAGAAUAAUAAGUGAGAAAAUGCACAAAAGAAAAUGUCUGUUACCCUUCUAACAUGGUAAGUGCUGGACAAAUUCUAGUUAGCUAGUGGUAAUGACAGAACCCCACACUGCAUCACCUAUCUGACACAAGGUGUAAAGGACACAAUUAUGUUACAGGCUGGUAGAAUGGUGAUACACUAAAACUUGUCCUUGUCAAUAGUCUAACAACAUGUUGUUACUGACAGGCAGAUCAAGACAUCAUUCAUAUAGUCCUACAUACAACUACUAGAUUCUUUUCCUGAAUCUUUUAGUCAAGGCCCUAGUAGUCUUCUUUCCUUGGUCUUCACUCACUAGAGCCACAUCUUCAAGAUCGGGGCUGGAGGGAGGAGGCACACAAUUUUUUUUUUUCCCCAGCACAUUCUCAUAUUUUCCUCACAUGCAUAAUAAGUUAGUCAAACUUUCCCUUUUUAUUAAGAAAGAGAGGGGCGCCUGGGUGGCGCAGUCGGUUAAGCGUCCGACUUCAGCCAGGUCACGAUCUCG